CAUAUCACAUUGAGCUCACAACUAGGAAGUGAAAUGUGAAAAUCAGGAUGCAAACCACGCAAACAGAUCUGACACUAAAAGCGAUAUUUUAACACAUUUAAGAUGGAUGUUUCUUUGCUUGCUGUCCUGUUGGUGUGGUCAGUGCCUGUAAGUGUGGUCACUAGAUGUACUUUGUCUACAUAUUCAAAAAGAAUUUAUUGUUAUCAGGAUCACACCAAUGUUAUACCCAGUUUACCAAAGUACAAUGGGACUCUCAAUCUCCUGGCAUUUAACAGAAAAUGGAUAAUAAGAAAACUAGACAAGAAUUCAUUCAGAGACACACUAGUGAAACAACUCACCCUUGAGAACAUUGGUUUACAACACCUGUCAUGUGACACGUUUACCAACAAUAGGCGGGAGUUGACUAUUCUCAACCUUGACGACAACCUGCUGGACUAUUUUCCUGCGUGUUCCCUCAAUAACUUGAAUCACCUGAGAGAGUUGACUUUGACUAAGAACUUGAUCACAUGUAUUCCUGAACACAGUAUUCCUGCGUAUUUGGAACACCUUGACGUGUCACACAACCAAAUAUUUACAAUGAGUUCUGACAUGUCCACAGAUGUCUACAACGAGAACCCAUUGAAAACCUUCAACAUCAGAGGAAACAAACUCCACAGAAUCAGCAACAAUGAACUGCAUCAAUUUACAAGCUUAGAAAACCUUGAUGUAAGUGAGAACCGUCUAGAGUACAUUCAUCCAAGGUCGUUCGUAUCGUCUGGCAAGCACCUGCGGGAUAUCAAUCUGUCCCACAACCAGCUGAUGACAGAUGUGUGGUUCUGUCUGGAGCACUUACAACAGGUGAGAAAUCUUAACUUGUCUCACAACCAGAUAGAUCAUGUCAAUGAUAACAUGUCAUCCAGCAUGACAAACCUACAGACAUUUGACAUUUCAUACAACAUGCUUUCUGAAGUAGGACCAGCAUUUGUUAACCAACAGACUAUGCUUGUUCUGUUAUUUCAUCACAACUCUAUCACCAAUGUUGCCGAGGACAUGUUUGCCGUGGGAACCAGAUUUAUGUCCUCCUUCACCCUUGAUUUGUCCUUCAAUCUUCUGGUCAGUGUAGAUCUGCCCAUUCUAGACUGCUGGGAUUGUAGGUUUACUUUUCAUCACAACAAACUUACAAGAUUGUGCCUCUCCUCAAACCAAGACAGCACUUUCAGUUUGUUGGACGUCUCCUCCAAUGUACUACUAACAAUACCUCCAAACCUGCCUCCAUGGACCAACUUUAACGGAUCAAACAACCCAUUUUCCACAGCGAGUGUGAUGGACGUUUUGACUCAUUUCCCUAACAGGACUAUAUACAGUGUCGCCUUACAGAACACAACAUUCCUGUGUACUAACACAGAUAUCCCAGAGAUUGUGAUUCCCUCUGAUAUAACACUGAACCUGGCAGACAAUUGUGUUCCCUCUCAAUUCCUGUGUCACCUAAGAUCAAAUGUGUCCAGCCAAGUCAAUAUUAACUUGGACAGGAAUGGAAUCUUAACGCUUCACCAAUGCCCACUCAAUGUUUCUGUUGUAAAACUCUCAUUGAAGGGAAACCACUUAACAUAUCUGAAUGAAUCUUUCAUCACACAGGAAAUGCCAAAUCUAAAAUACUUAGAUCUAGCUGAAAACAAUAUGAAGUCAGUAAAUCUAUCACAACUGAGUAAAAUAGUACAUUUGAAUGCAUCUUUAAACAAUGUACAGGAACUCCCAUUCAUAGAAAUCCUUUAUCUGUAUCGGCAAACAAGAAUUCUUGAUUUUUCCUCAAGUAAUAUUUCUAGCGUAAAUAAUGUUAAUUUUGAAGGUUAUGAUAUUUAUGGGUCAUAUAUUAAUGUAGACAUUAGCAACAAUACUUUAAAACAUACUUUUCCUGUUACUUUUGCAAGGCAAACCAGGCAUUUCAGAUAUUCCACAUUUUAUUUAAAUUCAUCAGAUAAUCAAAUAGAGUCAAUCACUGAUGUUUUAGAUUUUCAGACAACUUAUGGUUUCUAUAUUUAUUCAUCCCUUUUAGUUUUUGAUUUGAGUAGAAAUAAAGUAAAAACUGUUUCAAAUAUGAUAAAAGAUUGUACGUCACGCUUGCGUUUCUCUCGGCCUAGGAUAGUUAUUAACAUAACUAAAAACAUGCUGACUGACUUCCCCAGCUGUGAUUCCCAGGAACAGAUUGAAUGUCCUGAUAUUAUUUUAGGACUGGAUUUCUCCUACAAUUUCCUUCAUGCCUUACCUCACAGUGAAACAUGUAUAAUGGAUAAACUUGUGAUGUUAAAUGUCAGUCACAAUGAUUUCACUGAGAUACCGGAACCAAUCGCCAACUCAUCAAAUCUCCUAUACCUGAUUAUGAGUGGCAAUAAGAUCACCACAAUCACACCCAAUGCUUUCAUUGGACUGCCUCUCCUCAGAGAACUUGAUUUGAGCUUUAACCAGCUUACAAUAUUUCCAGAAAGUAUAAAAAGUCUAUCAAAACUGGAAAAACUUAAUCUGGCAGGAAAUCACAUUCUGACUAUCCCAGACUCUGGAUUUUCCUUGUGGCCAUCUUUGUCUGUGGUUCAGCUCCAUGGAAACCCACUGGUCUGUUCCUGUUCCACGGCCUGGCUGAGAAACUACACCUUCACCACAGACCUUGGACAGUGUAGCUAUCCUGCAGAGCUAGAGGGGACUUCAGUAACCUGCCUGGAAAUCUCACCUUGUGAUGCAGGUGACAUGGUGUAUUCAUCGAAGGAAAAUAUACAGGCAUGUUUUGGGAAUGGACUUGUGUUUAAAAAUCAAAACCAAACCCUACAGUGGAACAUGUCAUCAAAAUAUGUACAAACCAUAUCACAAUCACUGGCCACUGUUGAAGUUUUCAGGGAAUGCAAGCUGGUAGCAAACUUUUCAGUAGUUGAUAAGGACACCUGGACACUUUCUGAUAAUGUUGAUGNCAACCCGAGUCUCAAACAUCACACAGUGCCUACAUUGGAGUGA
Mizuhopecten yessoensis (Yesso scallop) is the source of this 2979-nucleotide messenger RNA. Its product is annotated as slit homolog 1 protein-like. The transcript has a single exon. Gene Ontology annotation, cellular component: plasma membrane. Gene Ontology annotation, molecular function: protein binding. NCBI's taxonomy places the organism in Eukaryota, Metazoa, Mollusca, Bivalvia, Pectinida, Pectinidae. The record is from RefSeq and is a predicted model, not a curated record. The coding region runs from base 103 to 2979 and encodes 958 amino acids.